AUGUCUAUCAAUAUCCAAAACAAGCCAGUCCACCCCAAUCAGCAACGUCUCGUCGAACUUGCGGGCGAGUUUUUCGCUGAGGUCGAAAAUUUAACCCCUGGAAAGGACCUUGAAGCCCGCUUGAAUGCUGAAUAUGGCCGGGGCAACCGUUAUUACGACGGGUUCUGCGAGCUCAUCAAGGCAGGGCUUGCCAACAAUGAGGGUUGGGUAGCGACCGAUGAGCUAGACGGUCCCAAGUACCGGCGUUCCAAGGUCUCUUGGCCGGGCCCCGAGAAUCGCUACUUUAGCAUCACGACCGUUUACAUGGAAAGCGUCGAUGAAUAUCGUGGUCAGUAUCACGCUCAUCCCUAUGGCGAGAUCAACUGCGUUGUCCAGCUCAGCCCCAACGCCGAGCUGAAGGGAAUGAGCGGCUGGCAAGGCGAGGGCUGGACUAGCCCCGGCCCUGGCACGCAUCACUAUCCAGAAGUGAGGGGUGGUGCACUAGUAGCCUUGUUCUUCUUGCCCGCGGGAAGAAUUAGCUAUGAGGCUAAGCCGGGGAUGCCACAGCCACUCAGUAUGUAA
Molecule: messenger RNA, 561 nt
Organism: Penicillium coprophilum
Lineage: Eukaryota; Fungi; Ascomycota; Eurotiomycetes; Eurotiales; Aspergillaceae
Product: DUF4863 family protein
Exons: 2
Coding region: 1-561 (186 amino acids)
Source: RefSeq, a predicted model, not a curated record